Messenger RNA from Brachypodium distachyon (stiff brome), 1373 nucleotides. RefSeq names its product ethylene-responsive transcription factor ERF110. Lineage: Eukaryota; Viridiplantae; Streptophyta; Magnoliopsida; Poales; Poaceae. The transcript is spliced from 2 exons. The coding region runs from base 62 to 1099 and encodes 345 amino acids. The record is from RefSeq and is a predicted model, not a curated record. Gene Ontology annotation, molecular function: DNA-binding transcription factor activity; DNA binding. Gene Ontology annotation, biological process: regulation of DNA-templated transcription; ethylene-activated signaling pathway.
CGUGUGGUUAAUUCGGAGAGUGUGGUAUGCUUUGAAGUCGAACUACGACCCGCAUUGCUGUAUGCGAGCGGAGGUGGCAUUGCAAGCGUGGUACUACGAGAUGGCGGCCGACCCUCAUCGGCUUGGCGGUGGCCGCCGGCUGGCGAGGUAUGAUGAGGAAGAUGGCGGUGGAGAUGAUGAUCGGGGCGAGCUCGAGGCCAUGGCGAGCUCAGUGCUGUCCGGGGAGUAUCAGGCGCAGGAGAUGUCGACGAUGGUGUCGGCCCUGGCAAGGGUCGUCUCGGGCGGCGACGACGACCGCUGGGCCGGCCUCCCGUACGGAUGGGCAAUGGGGGGAGCUGGACGAAGCUAUUCUGGGGGCGCGCCGACACCGGAUCAGCUCGCAACAGGUCUACAAGAGCGGAGGAGCCCGACGGCCAUGGGGGAGGAGCAGCAGCAGUUGCCCACGUACGGCGGCGAGCCGGCGUCGGCGGAGCAGCAGCCGGGCCGGCGGUACCGGGGCGUGCGGCAGAGGCCGUGGGGCAAGUGGGCCGCGGAGAUCCGCGACCCGCACAAGGCGGCCCGCGUGUGGCUCGGCACCUUCGAGACCGCCGAGGCCGCGGCCCGCGCCUACGACGAGGCCGCGCUCCGCUUCCGCGGCAGCCGCGCCAAGCUCAACUUCCCCGAGGACGCCCGCCUCACCGCGCCAACCCCAGCCCCAGCCCCUGCCGCCGCGGCAAGCUUGGCUUCUUCCCCGACGAUGUCUUCUUCUGCUUCUUCGACAUCAACGCCCUACGCUGCCGCCGUCUCGGACUACCUGCAGUACCAGAUGCUUCUGCACGGAGGAGGAGGAGGAUCAGGCGUCGGGGGUUUUCCUCCGUACUACGGCGGCAGCGUCAGUAGCUCUUCGGCGGGGGCAUACUCUUUCCCUGAGUCCUCGGUCACCGUGGCCUCCGUGCCGUCCUCUGCUUCCUCUGCUUCGGGGUACGGCGCGGCAGCGGCUGCAGAGCACGGGGCAGCGCAGUGGGCGUGGCCGGAGGCUGCACCGUGGACCUACCCGGCGACCACGGGCUCUUGGUCUGCCUCCAGCCAGUAUCCACCGCCACCUCAUCAUCCUCAAUAAUACGGAGUAGUUGUUUGUUUGUUUCUCGUUUCUUGUUUUAGUUUCGUCCCGGAAAAGAGUUGUUGUAACGCUGGGAAGUGUUUAGAGCUGCUUGUUUGCUCAGAUGUGCAGCAACAAUAUGGUGUGAGUUCAACGUGCGCGCGUGCAGGGAACCAAACGAGGGUGCACGAGAGCAUUGUUUGUAAUCUUCGUUCUUUCGCUUUGUCGAUGUCAAUAACGUGGCAAUCUAAUCAUGUUCCUUUUGCAUCGGAAAGAAGGAUUUUUUUUUUCACCA